AUGCCCGCUUUACUCCUACCCCGCGCCACGGGCGACGAGAAUCGAGGACCUGGACAGAUUGCUUGCAUGUCCGUGACUGCGAUUGCGGCGCUGGUGGUGGUGUGUCUUCGAGUAUAUGUGAGAAGGAGUUUCGUGCAGCGUCUUGGGCUGGACGACCGGACCAUCAUUCUUGCCAUGAUCUUCGGCCUUAUCACCUUGGCUACGGAUAGCGUCAAAGUCGCAAAUGGCUUUGGCAGACAUGUGGAUACUCUUGACCAGCGACAGCAAUGGACGAUUAUUAGGUUUUCCAUUAUCGGAACACCGACCCUCAUCAUCAGCCAGGGAUUGGCGAAAGUGUCGAUAUGCUUCCUGCUAUUACGGUUGUUGCGGGAUGCGAAGGCACCAAGAAGAAAGAUUGCGUUGCAUGCGUUGAUCGCCUUUUUGGCAAUAUACACAUUUAUGACCGUUGUCGUUCUUUUGGCGCAGUGUAAUCCGAUCUCGAAAAAUUGGGAUAAAUCGAAGCCAGGGAGCUGCUGGAAUCCGGCCGUGCUUUCGAAUGUUGGGAUCGUGCAUGGAGGUUUCAACACAAGCAAAGACUUUGCUUAUACUCAAAUUCCUCUCUAUCUCUGGGCGGAUCUCGAGCAAAAUCUAGCGAUCAUAGCAGCAUGCAUUCCCACACUCCGGCCCCUCUUCCGCUUUUUCGACCACAGCAAAGUCCAGAACUCAAUAGGCUGGACGAGCAAAGGCGAGCUUACAAUGGCUGAGCCGCAAGAGCCACAAUCGUCAGAAGAGAUUACGACAGGUUCCAACCAGACCGACCAAGAGAUCAAGCCGUUCAACGCCUCCAAAGUGCAGAGCGAUAUUCCAAUCGAGCACUGGGAGAGGCUGUUGCUCGGCAAGAAAAUGGUCGGCCCAGAUGCACCAGAGGACCCAGCUGUGAGGUCGCCCCCCGAUGCUUCCCAAGGACUCCUUGCUGACUAUGUAGUAGACUUUCAAGCGUUCAGAGUUGCCCGAGAAACAUCAAUUCCAUCCAGGCCCUUCAAAUAA
Bacidia gigantensis is the source of this 1026-nucleotide messenger RNA. RefSeq lists its product as uncharacterized. The coding region runs from base 1 to 1026 and encodes 341 amino acids. The record is from RefSeq and is a predicted model, not a curated record. The transcript is spliced from 6 exons. NCBI's taxonomy places the organism in Eukaryota, Fungi, Ascomycota, Lecanoromycetes, Lecanorales, Ramalinaceae.